GAUGAAUUGCAACCCUACCUCAGAUUCCUCGGCCUCCGAGUCCAGAAAUUCGGCCAUCGUAAUAAAUUAAAUAAUUAAACUAUAUGCUUAAAAACGAAUUUAACUAAAAUUAAUGCACAAUAAACGUCGCUUGUAGUGUCACAAUAAAAAAAAAACCCAAAGAUGAAGAAGCAGAAGUGCAUCAGUGUUGGCAAACGCGCAUUGGCGGCGUCCGCGGUUCGGUUCAGUCCAACAAUUAUCGAUAAAUUUUAUGACUCACAAUCACCAAGAACGCAGUUCGAGUCUGGCAAUCGAAAAGCGUACAACAGAAUGAACGGCAGCAAAGUUGUGAUACUCUUGAUGGCACUAGCCGGUGGUCAGGGCAUCAUGGCGAGUCCCCAAGACGAGUACGACGCUAUUAAGGCGGGUCUGGACACCAUAAACAGCGUUGCCGAGAAAAUGCGACUUGAAAUCAACAACCAAAUGAGAAUCAACGACCUGCAACAGAUCAUCGAUAAGAUUGACACAUUGAUGCUGGGCUAUCGGGGCACCGCCCGCAGGCACUUGGAUGAAAUGCGUCGCCUGAACAGUGCGGCUCGCCUUAAAUUUUCCAACGCCAAGGGACCUCUAAUCGAGAUGUGUGUUGCCCUCAACAGCACCCUACCCGUGAUAACGGGCAGUGCCGCGGACACGGACGAGGCGAGGCACAUCGUUUGGAAGGGCGCCAUUUUAUCCAUUGCCAGCGGCGUUAAGAACACCAACAAAACAAUCGCCAAUUUCCAAGAGGCCAAGGAGUUGCGGGGCGAACUGUAUGAACUGUUGGACCGCAUGGAGCAGGACGUCAAGGCUGACUACGGUCCCGAUGGCAUCUUCAGCAAAGAUGUGGCCAAAAACAGCGCCAGUGCCAUUCCAUCGAUCAUAAUGUACCUUGUCUUCCUGCUGUCGUCGGUUAAGUGCGCUUUGGCCCAUGCCAGCCACACCAGUCGCGUUGAGCGGGCGGCGAAAAUCGAUGCCGAAAAUGAAGCGGCACUCCUGCUGAAAAUUGAGGCAGCCAAGUCCAUUGCCCCCAUCGCUGCCGAUUUGGCGUAUGCCAGGCCCAGCUUGGACGCAUUAUCUCAAUUGAUUUCCCAAGCAGAUAGGAACCAAAGAGUGCUCCUUGGGGACAGCCCACUUCUCCAACAACAACUGCAUGACUCUCUACUAAGUCUGGGUCGCGAGUGCCAACAGUAUUCCGAGUGGCAGAAGGCCUAAUCCUUUCAAGUGGAACCUCAUCACAAGUGUUAUUCCGUUGUUUUUCUUCACAGUAAUUACUAUUUAACACAAAGAAAAAUGUACCACCAAAUAUUAUGAUAUGUUUAUUUUUGAAAUUCCGUAAUCAAUAAAAAAAAUUAUUAAUUA
Messenger RNA from Drosophila ananassae, 1377 nucleotides. RefSeq lists its product as uncharacterized. Gene Ontology annotation, biological process: hemolysis in another organism. The transcript has 3 exons. The record is from RefSeq and is a predicted model, not a curated record. NCBI's taxonomy places the organism in Eukaryota, Metazoa, Arthropoda, Insecta, Diptera, Drosophilidae. Bases 163 to 1230 code for a protein of 355 amino acids.